Messenger RNA from Microstroma glucosiphilum, 1017 nucleotides. Its product is annotated as peptidase M22, glycoprotease. Bases 1 to 1017 code for a protein of 338 amino acids. Lineage: Eukaryota; Fungi; Basidiomycota; Exobasidiomycetes; Microstromatales; Microstromataceae. Gene Ontology annotation, biological process: mitochondrial tRNA threonylcarbamoyladenosine modification. The record is from RefSeq and is a predicted model, not a curated record. Gene Ontology annotation, cellular component: mitochondrion. The transcript has 3 exons.
AUGCCCCUCGCCAUUGAGCAAUGUCUGGCGGAAGGUGGUAUCAGCUCAGAUGGGAGGGAGGUAGAUGGGAUUGCGGUGACUCAGGGGCCGGGCAUGCCUGGUUGUUUGAGCGUAGGGCUUACCACUGCGAAGACAUUAGCAGCUACAUGGAAGAAGCCUUUGAUACCGGUCCAUCACAUGGAAGCGCAUGCACUGACUCCCUUCCUGACAGAGAAUGAGAACACCAAGGAGCCCCUUGCCUUCCCGUUCCUAACACUACUCUUGUCCGGUGGUCAUACGAUGCUGGUUCUAGCUAGUGGGGUAGGGAGGUACAAGAUCCUAGCCUCUACAUCAGAUGACUCGAUAGGGGACGCAUUUGACAAAGCAGCCAAGCAUCUAGCCAUUCCCACAGACUGGCUGCGUCAGUCUCCUGGGGCCUCCCUCGAAGCCUUUGCCGCUCAAGCUCCCCCGCCCACAUCUCCAAAGGACGCGAUUCCCAGAUUCACGCUGCCGCUGAAGGGCAAGCCGGAGUUCUCUUACUCUGGCAUCAAGAGUGGGUUCAAGCGCCGGUUGGACGAAGCUGUUGCUGCUGCAGGUUGCGAGAAUGUCGAAGAGCUGCCGACUGCUACAAGGCAGAUGUAUGCCCGGGCCUUUCAGGCGGCCGCCUUCGCUCAGGUGGAGGACAAGCUCGGUCUGGUGCUGGCAAGGCCGAACGAGGAAAUUGAAAGCGAGAUGGGUAAGAAGGAUGUCGUUCGACCUCAAGAGUGGGAUAGCGCUGCUGGGCUGGACGAUUGCAAGCAUCUGGUAGUCAGCGGUGGUGUAGCUGCCAACUCUGAGCUCAGGAGGCGGCUCAGAUCGAUCUGGAAAGAGGAAGAGGGCCGCCACCUCGUCUUUCCACCUAUAGAAUACUGCGUAGACAACGCAGCUAUGAUCGCGCACCUGGGUCUUCUCCUGUACGCAUCUCACUGCCCCCCUAGAGAGGAGGCUUUUGCUGCAUUGCCGCGAGGAAAGUGGUCCAUGGAGGACCUUGCCUCUUAA